AUGGCUCUAUCCAGCCGACGCCGGCUUCGAGGUCGCAGGAUCCCCAUGGAAACGGAAUGCGGGAAAAUAAUGUCGUCCCGUUCGGACAGUGGGAGCGGGGAGGACUCGUUGGACCGGCUCCUGCCCCCCACCGGUGCCCCUCGCAGGAAGAGCACUACUUCGCUGAGUAAAACAGAGCCUCCUCUGCUCCGCACGGGCACGCGCACCAUCUACACUGCCGGUCGACCCCCGUGGUACGAUGAGCACGGAGCUCAGUCUAAAGAGGCCUUCGUCAUUGGGCUGUGUGGGGGCAGUGCUUCAGGGAAGACCACUGUGGCCAAUAAGAUCAUCGAGGCUCUGGAUGUGCCGUGGGUGGUGCUGCUGUCGAUGGACUCUUUCUACAAGGAUUUAUCACCUGAAGAGCAAGCUUUGGCAGCAAACAACGACUACAACUUUGAUCACCCUGGAGCUUUUGACUUUGAGCUGCUGGUGGCCACUCUGAGGAAACUGAAGCAGGGAAAGAGUGUGAAGAUCCCGGUGUACGACUUCACCACGCACAAGAGACAGAAAGACUGGAAAAAUGUGUAUGGUGCCAGCGUGAUCAUAUUUGAAGGAAUUAUGUCUUUUGCAGACAAAGAGCUCCUUCAGCUCCUGGAUAUGAAAAUCUUUGUGGACACAGAUUCAGACAUCAGGCUCGUCCGGCGGCUUCGCAGGGACAUCACCGAGCGCGGGCGGGACAUCGAAGGCGUCAUCAAGCAGUAUAAUAAGUUUGUGAAGCCGGCCUUUGAGCAGUACAUCGAGCCCACCAUGAGGCUAGCUGAUAUUGUGGUGCCCAGAGGUGGUGGAAAUAUGGUGGCAAUUGACUUGAUAGUUCAACAUGUUCACAGCCAGCUGGAAGAGCGUGAGCUCAGUGUCAGGGCGCUCCUGGCCUCGGCUCAGCAGAAUCAGCCGCUGCCUCAGACGCUCAGCGUGUUGGAGAGCACGCCGCAGGUCAGAGGCCUGCACACCAUUAUCAGGAAUAAAGACACCAGCAGAGAUGAGUUUAUCUUCUACUCAAAGAGAUUAAUGCGACUUCUCAUCGAACAUGCACUAACAUUCCUACCAUCUCAGCCGUGUGUGGUUCAGACUCCGCAGGGCCACGAGUAUGAGGGCCGCUCUCACAGCGGUAAAGGGAUCACCGGUGUGUCAGUCCUCCGGGCGGGAGAGACCAUGGAGCCCGCCCUAAGAGCCGUGUGCAAAGACGUCCGCAUCGGGAAGAUUCUGAUCCAAACCAACCUCGACUCAGGAGAACCAGAGCUGCAUUACCUGCGUCUGCCCAAAGACAUCAGCGAAGAUCAUGUCAUCCUAAUGGACAGCACGGUCUCCACCGGAGCGGCUGCCAUGAUGGCCGUACGAGUCCUUUUGGAUCACGAGGUUCAGGAGGAUAAGAUCGUGUUGGUGUCUCUGUUGAUGGCCGAGCUCGGCGUUCACUCUGUCGCCUACGCCUUCCCGAAGGUCAAAAUCAUCACCACUGCUGUGGACAAGAGUCUGGAUGAUUUCUUACAUGUAAUUCCUGGAAUUGGGGACUUCGGGGAUCGGUACUUUGGGACAGAUGGGUCCGACAGCUGGAGUGACGAUGACCAGGAGGAGCCGUCAUACUGACACAAACAUGUGUGAGCCUAUGUGAAAGAAACUUGAAAACUUGUGUUAAAGUGCAUCCUCCCAAUAAGGCACAGACCAGCAGAAACAGAAACUGUGAUUAUCCCUCCUUUUUGUACUUUAGGUAAAAUUUUAUAGUCUUAUACAACAGAUGAGUCACAGUCAGAGUGUACACAUGAGGGAUAUUUGGCUGUAUUUACAGUAGAGUGUUGAUUUCAACAGAAGGUAUGAGAAGGUAGAGGUAAA
This is a messenger RNA of Cheilinus undulatus (humphead wrasse), 1863 nucleotides long. It is a transcript of the gene uckl1a, whose product is annotated as uridine-cytidine kinase 1-like 1a. Bases 1 to 1620 code for a protein of 539 amino acids. The record is from RefSeq and is a predicted model, not a curated record. Gene Ontology annotation, molecular function: kinase activity; ATP binding. The transcript has 15 exons. Gene Ontology annotation, cellular component: cytoplasm. Lineage: Eukaryota; Metazoa; Chordata; Actinopteri; Labriformes; Labridae.